GUUUUGGGCUUAUUUAGUACGUUCUAGCGCUGCGCUUUUGUGCUGUUUUUCGCACAUACAUAUUAAUAUAAAAUCUGAAAAAAUACGAAAAUUACUGAACGUUUUCCUGUCAGUCGAAAAAAAUCAACGCCUGCUGCUAGAACAGAACUCAGAAGUGCCAGUAAAAGUCAGACAGACGGCCAGUCGAUACCCGAAGCCAGUAUAAUGGUUACACCACAGUCGCCCACACCAAUGUUCAAUGGGCUGGACGAGGAUUUGUACACCGAUGCAAAGUUCGCCCAUGAAAUCAACGACAAGAUGCGUGUUCCCAAACGAAUUAAGGCCACUGGCGAGUACUCCGAUGAAGAUCUUCUACUGUCCAAUCAAAAUGGCAUAAUUAACUCAUGGAACUACCACGACAAAAUCGACAUGAAUGUGCCCGAUCGCAUUGUGGUGUUGGGCCACAAUCAGCAUCUGGAGACGCGUUCGGCGCCACGAGAAAUUCAACUAGAGAACUCAAUUCUCCCCAAGAACCCAUCUACGGGAUUCGUGCGUGUGCAGACACCGCCACGCGUCAUUACACUCACCGACCAUCACUUCCCCUCGGCAUCUGAAGAGAGCUCUCCCAUAAAACCAAAUGGUGAUCUGUACGGACACGAUUUAGACGCAGACGACGAUGACGAGGGUCGUGCUACACAAUAUGUACGGUCCAAUGGCACCGUGCGCAUGGGCUUUCAUGGCAACGAUGCCAACUCCGUUGAAUCGGACUCACAGUUAACAACUGGCAGUGCAAGCAAACGUUCCCAACAACAACAACUGCAGCAGCAGCAUUAUAAUAAUCUAGACACAUCGCUGAUCAGCCAGCGUGAUGGCACACCCAUGGGCGAGCUAACUCCACACGAGGAGAUCCUCUAUUUGCGCCGGCAACUGGCCAAGCUUAAUCGACGCGUCCUUAACAUUGAGAUCAACAAUGAGCAGCGCCUGCAGCGUGAAAAGAUUGUCUAUUGUCUUGGACUGGCCUAUUUUGUACUGAAGGCCAUUUUCUGGCUGAAUCGCAACUAAACGGGCGAGCGGGCUUCAUUUACAUGCUUGGAGCACCAUCUUAACGAUUCUCCGCAUUAUCUUGGCACACAAAUCGCGAGGCCACAUCAAUAAUAUCACAUUUUCGUUUUGUUCUGUAAUUGACUUUGGGGAGCGAGAGGCGCGAAAAGUCUCGUAUUUUGUUUGCCAUAUUUUAUUGUAAGCUCCGUAAUAAACUGAGCAGCCCUCGUUGUGUUGGUUCGUUUUGGAAACUAAAAAUCAAUUCAAAUCAUAAA
Molecule: messenger RNA, 1295 nt
Organism: Scaptodrosophila lebanonensis
Lineage: Eukaryota; Metazoa; Arthropoda; Insecta; Diptera; Drosophilidae
Gene: Tango11
Product: transport and Golgi organization protein 11
Exons: 3
Coding region: 205-1041 (278 amino acids)
Source: RefSeq, a predicted model, not a curated record